AUGGAGAUAAAUCAUGUUGUACAUAUUAGAAUGAUCGAUCACAUAAAAAACGUUUUUCAAGUCCAUUUGAGUCGCCUUGCUCGUGGUUAAACCCCAAUUCCCGAGUCCACUUUUUUCUCCGUAAUUAAAGAUACAAUUGAGGGUAAAAUUGGACUCAUAAACCUAAGUACUGUGUUCUAUGAUUUAUGACGACCCGUAUGUAUGUAUAUAUACUGCCUCACUUGAAAAAAAAAAAAUCAUCCCGCUUGCACCCAAAGCCUCAAGCUUGCAUUUUCGGUCACCGGACAACUGGGGAAGCCGGGCCUGCCUGCUGCUAAACUAUUAGACUCCCACACCUGAAACCACCACCCACCAGAUGAACCCCACCUCAAAACCCCUACUGCCGUCCUCCGACUCCUCCACCGCCAAGACUGAUGAUCAAGGCGGUGCUACCCCCAACUUUUCCAUGUUGCACCCCGACAUCAUUGAAUCUCACAUCCUCACCCGCCUUGACGGGCCCAGUCUCGCCACAACCAGCUGUUCCUCCGCAACUCUCCACCGCCUCUCCGCCCAAGAACACCUGUGGUCUCAAAUAUGCCGCUCGACGUGGCCCUCAACCGCCUUGCCACGUGUCUCCCGACUCAUUUCCGCAUUCCCCGACGGCGGCCCUCGCGCCUUCUUCGCAAACUCCUUCCCUCUCCCUCUACCGGACCCCACUCCCGCCGCUUCACGCUCACCGCAGCCGUCGGAAUUGAUCUCGGCGGUCGAUAUAUACUACAGGAGCGAGUUAAUCCUCGCAAAGGUUGAGGAGACGGAGACCGUGACCGGGUGGUUCCGGUGCUCUCCUUUUAGAAUUGACCUGCUGGAACCCAAGGACGUGGUCCCCGCACCAAUAAAACACCCGGAGGGAGACAACGACAGCGGGACGUCCCUGAUGGAAGACAUGACGCUGAGCUGGAUUUUGAUAGACCCAGCCGGGAGGCGAGCGGUGAACUUGUCAUCCCACAAGCCCGUUGCGGUGCAGCGGCACUGGUUGAGCGGGGAGGUGCAGUUGCGGUUUGCGUCAAUCCUGGUGGGUGAUCAUAAGGGGCCGGCGAGGGGUCACGUGCAGUGCGGGGUGGUGGUGACGUGCGGGAAGUUGGAGGGAGGGGGGAUGCGGGUGAGGGAGGUGAGCAUGGAGAUGGAGGACAUGGACGGGAUGCACUUGAAUGGGAAGGACAGCCUGGUCAUUUUGCACAGGGCUCUGGAGGGCAAAAGGGGAAAAGCGAGAAAUAGAGGAGAGGAAGGGAGGAGGAGGUACGAGGAGUACGUGGGAAUGAAGAGUGAAAGAAAAGAGCGAAAGAUGAGGUCAGAAGGGGCAUUGGAUGUAAUGUGCGUGGCUUCUGGGGUAAUUGCAUUCGUGGCCUUUUGGUGCUGCGUUUGGUGGAGAUGAUACUACUCUCUACUAACAAACAACUGAUCAUCCAUCUCAAAUAUAGGAUAAUACUAGCGUUAGUGUGUGUGUGUCAGUGUGUGUGUGUGUGUGUGUGUGUGUGUGUGUGUGUAGAGAGAGAGAGAGAGAGGGAGAGGGAGAAAUUUAGAUUGGUAAUUGAGAAAAAGAAAGGAUAAAUAGUAGUACUAGUAGAGUCCUAAAAGGAAGGAAGGAAGGAAGGAAGGAAGGAAGGAAGGAAAGAAGGAAGAAUUCCAAAUUGCAAAUACGUUGUUAGCUUUUUGUUUGUAAUUGUACAGAGGAGGUGGCGGGCAAUAGGGAUGAGGAGAUCAAAUACUGUACUGUGUUUGUGUAAGGCGGAACGUUGGAUCAAAAGCGAAAAUUGGAAGGAAUGAAUCCAAAGCUGAAGAGGAGCUUCAGGGUAGGAAAGGAUGUUUACCUAAAGAUCUUGCAAGAUGGUAACACUACUUACUAUAUGUUCAAUGAAAAGUUGAGCGGGUAAAAGAGAGAGGCGCUGUGAUGAUUCUUUACCAUCCCUUUCUUUUUCUCUUGGCUACAAAAUCAAAAGAGGAGAGACGAAGUCUGUAAUUAAAAGAAACAGCAGUAAACCCACCCGUCUGUGUCUGUCUGUGUAUAGGAGGAAGGGAAGGAGCAUGAAUGCUGGCUGCAUCAUCUUCUUCACCAGUGACUCACCGCACACAAAUAUGAUUAUGAUUAUGAUUAUGAAUAUGAAUGCGCCUCUCCUCCGACC
Coffea arabica (coffee) is the source of this 2159-nucleotide messenger RNA. RefSeq names its product probable F-box protein At2g36090. NCBI's taxonomy places the organism in Eukaryota, Viridiplantae, Streptophyta, Magnoliopsida, Gentianales, Rubiaceae. The record is from RefSeq and is a predicted model, not a curated record. Gene Ontology annotation, molecular function: protein binding.